UCUCUGAGCAGGCUCCGGUGAUUUAAUGAUAGGUGCCAUAUUCUGGACAGAGUAACCCGCCUCCAUUCUGUUCUUCCGGACGCUCACAGCCUAAAGAUGGCGACGCCGUGAGUAAGUGACAAGCAACUCCACUUCCGCAGUUUUCCUGCGCCCUGGUCCAAGAUGGCGGACGAGGCCACCCGGCGGGUCGUGUCUGAGAUCCCGGUGCUGAAGACUAACGCCGGACCCCGAGAUCGGGAAUUGUGGGUGCAGCGACUAAAGGAGGAAUAUCAGUCCCUGAUCCGGUAUGUGGAGAACAACAAGAAUUCAGACAAUGAUUGGUUCCGACUGGAGUCCAACAAGGAAGGGACCCGGUGGUUUGGAAAAUGCUGGUACAUCCACGACCUCCUCAAAUAUGAGUUCGACAUCGAGUUUGAAAUUCCUAUCACAUAUCCCACUACUGCUCCGGAAAUUGCAGUCCCUGAGCUGGACGGGAAGACAGCUAAGAUGUACAGGGGUGGCAAAAUAUGUCUGACUGAUCAUUUCAAACCUUUGUGGGCUAGGAAUGUGCCCAAGUUUGGACUAGCUCAUCUCAUGGCCCUGGGGCUGGGUCCUUGGCUGGCAGUGGAAGUCCCUGAUCUGAUUCAGAAGGGUGUGAUCCAGCACAAAGAAAAAUGCAACCAAUGAUGGACGACGCCCCUGAGGCGGGACAGAGGGACUGUGACUAGGCUGCAUUCCUGUUUGCUCCUUUCUCACGAUUCCUUCAAGGGUCACCUCUGGCUGUUACAAAGUAGCUGGAGGGACAAAUAAGAAAACCCAACAAUAGGGCAAGGUCACAAAGUUUCUAAAUGAAGCUGUACAGAGAGAUGAAAGAUUGGGGCCUUGAAAUAGGCAGUUUGUAUCCCUUCUCCGAGUAGAGCCCUGGAGGCAUUUUGGAGGCAUGGGGUGUAACUGACAGCACAUAGGUUUUUGGUUUCUGGAGACAACCUGUCAAUAAAAGCUGCUUCCCCUGGUA
This is a messenger RNA of Mus pahari (shrew mouse), 994 nucleotides long. It is a transcript of the gene Ufc1, whose product is annotated as ubiquitin-fold modifier conjugating enzyme 1. Gene Ontology annotation, cellular component: cytoplasm. The record is from RefSeq and is a predicted model, not a curated record. The transcript has 7 exons. Gene Ontology annotation, molecular function: UFM1 conjugating enzyme activity. The coding region runs from base 163 to 666 and encodes 167 amino acids. Gene Ontology annotation, biological process: protein K69-linked ufmylation. NCBI's taxonomy places the organism in Eukaryota, Metazoa, Chordata, Mammalia, Rodentia, Muridae.